AUGGGGCCGCCGGCAAUUAUAAUGACAGAGGCAAAGUUUCUCUUUGCCCAUAGUACAAGUUUUAGAAGCGUUUUUGACAGUGCAACCAAAGUUUUGGGAUGGGAUUUUCAGUUUAUAAAGUUUAGGGAGUCGAAUGAGAUUUUGCCCUUUUUUUCCCUCUCUCCUUCACCUUCGUUCCUCAGCUCAGUUAAGCUGAUAGCCAGUGUCGCACAUUUCCUCGUCUCUCGAUCACUCUCGUCACUCUGCCGAGCCUGCGGAUAUGAUGGCGCUGAGGCUGAGAAGAUGUGUUUCCUCCUUUCCUUCCGUUGCUUCAGCGGACCUAAUCUUCCCCUUUCGUCCCCCUGCUGUCGCGAUUUCUGCACCAAAACUGCAAUUUCUGAGGUGAAGAAGGCUGAGCUGUUCUUGGAUGAAGUGAGGUACCGAUGCAAGAACGGUGGAUUUAGAAACCUCGACGAAGCAUUGUCUUGUUUUGAGGUGAUGAUCAGAAUCCGGCCCUUGCCUUCACCCGCUCAUUUCACCCUGCUGUUGGGGGUCAUUGGCCGGAUGGGGCACCACGCUGCCGCCAUUGGUUUAAUCAAAAAGAUGAAUGAUGCUGGUAAUAACUAUAACGUUCAUAGUUUCAAUAUUUGGAUGAACUGUUUAUGCCGUUUGAAAAGGGUGGAUCAUGGUUUUGCUGUUAUGGGCAGUAUGCUCAAACUCGGCUUUAAACCAAACGUGGUGACCUUGACCACUCUGGUCAAUGGGCUCUGCAUUGUGGGAAAGCUUUCCAGAGCCGUGGAGUUAGUUGAUGUUAUGGAGGACAGAGGGUUCGAGCCCGAUGCAGUCACGUAUGGAGCGAUAAUUAAGGGCUUAGUUAGAACAGGCAAGACGUCUCUGGCCCUCGGGUUGCUUGAGAAGUGGGAGGGCAGAAGAAGCUGCGGGGUGAAUGUUGUUACAUACGGCACUGUACUCAAGGGUCUAUGCAAGGAAGGACGGUUGAUGGAGGCCUUGAAGCUCUUCCACAGGAUGAUUGAUCAGGGUGUUCAACCCGAUGUUGUCACAUAUACCACCUUGAUUCAAGCUAGGUGCUUUGAAAGGCAAUGGGAAGAGGUUGAAUUGCUCUUAAAAGAAAUGACUCAAAGGGGCAUCACCCCAAAUGUUCGAACCUUUAGCACAAUACUAGAUGCAUUUCGUAAGGAUGGGAUGCUUUUUGAAGCAGAGUCCACUCUUGAUGCUAUGAUUCGAAGAGGUAUUGAGCCGACAGUUGUCGCGUACAGUUCUCUGAUUGCUGGAUACUCUCUCCAGAAUAGAAUGGAUGAUGCUGAGAAUAUAUUUCGUUUGAUGGUGGAAAGGGGCUGUUCCCCCGAUGUUGUUACUUAUAGCACACUGGUAGAUGGAUAUUGCAAGGGGAAAAGAAUGGACAAGGCAGUGAUUGUGUAUCGUGAAAUGCUUCACAAGGGUUUGGUUCCAAAUGUCGUGACAUAUAGCACUCUUAUUAGUGGCUUCUGUCACAUUGAUAACUUGCGUGCUGCUGAGGAGCUUUUCAAGGAGAUGGAAGAUGCUGGUCAUCCUCCAAACCUUCAAACGUAUGCAAUCCUCUUGGAUGGAUAUUGUAAACACGGUGAUCUCAAUAAGGCAGUGGCGUUGUAUCGACAAAUGGAAGAGCAAGGGGUCAAUCCCAGCAUUAUAAUCUAUAAUAUCCUCAUAAACGGCAUGUGCAAUAAUGGGAAACUUGAAGAUGCCAAGAGAUUCUUUAGAACCUUGCUCGGGAAAGGGUGUCAACCUGACGUCGUGAUGUUUAACACUCUCAUAAACGGAUUAUGUAAGGAAGGCCAUGUUUACGAGGCCUAUAAGUUGCUCCAAGAAAUGGGAGAGAGCGGAUGUUCUCCGGAUUCUGCCACUUAUAACAUUCUAAUUAGGGCUUCUCUUAAGAACAAUGAAGAGAGGGCUGCCCUAGAGCUUAUCCGGAAAAUGCGUGGUAGCGGCUUUGCCGUAGAAUCCUCGACAAUGGAAUUGCUCUUAGAUGAUAGAUUAGAUCCGAACAUUCUAGAAUGCAUAAAAAGAGCUUCCAUAAAACUCCUUUCUCUACUUUAUUGUUUUUUCCGGAAACCAAAGGGAUAUAUUUGACAGUGUUAUCGGCUCUUUCUGAUUAUAUCACAUGAUGUCGUAGCUGAUAUGGAGUCCCAUAAGUAGAAUGAACAAAUGUACAUUUGCAUUGCCCCUUAGAUAUACUGAAAUAGAUUGGAUAACAGAUAUACUGAAAUAGACUGGAAACCUAACAUAUGCAUUUUCCAGUUCUGUUCUCAGACAAAUUGGUGGA
Molecule: messenger RNA, 2299 nt
Organism: Punica granatum (pomegranate)
Lineage: Eukaryota; Viridiplantae; Streptophyta; Magnoliopsida; Myrtales; Lythraceae
Source: RefSeq, a predicted model, not a curated record